UUUAGUAGUUUUGUAACGGUUGCACUGAGCUGGGACUGGACGAUCAGUAUUAAAGGAAGAAAAUCAGCAAAAAUGGGUACCAGCGCCUGUAAAAGACUUUGAUGAACCCUGGAGAGAGGUGGACUGGAGCUCCAAAGAACUCUUGAAAUCUGACUUAAGACAACUUCGGCUUAACCAUCCAGAAAUCAGCCAUUUCAGAAUACUGCUUCACGGACCAGUUGGAGCUGGAAAAUCCUGCUUUAUCAACUCCAUAAUGAGCGUAUUCAAAGGAAGAAUUGUAGACAAGGCAAAGGAGGAGUCAUCUGCAGGAAAGAGCUGCACAAAAACAUACAAGACUUUCAAAACCACUGAUGCAAAUUGCGUGGCUUUGCCAUUUGUCCUUAAUGACAUUAUGGGUUUGGAAGUUUCUGACGAAAAAGGAAUUCAUCCUGAAGACAUCAUUAAAGCAUUGCAUGGACAUGUAAAGGAAGGCUACAAGUUUAAUCCUACUUCUCCACUGACUGAGACAGACCCAGACUUUAAUGACCCCGGUCCAAAUGACAAAGUUCACUGUUUAGUGAGUGUAGUGUCUGCAAGUAGCAUUUCCCAAAUGGGAAAUGAGGUUAUUCAGAAGAUGAAAAUGGUGCGGAUGGCUGCACUCAGAAUGAAUAUCCCUCAUGUGGUUGUGAUGACAAAGAUUGAUGCUAUUCUCUGCUCACGGGAUAAAAAUAAUCUUAGUGAGGUUUACAAAAGCAGGAAAAUCAAAGAAAAGAUGUCUGAAUGCAGUCACAGACUUGGUCCACCAAUGAAGUACAUCUUCCCAGUGAGCAACUAUUAUGAGGAAACGAAAACAAAUGACAAGAAAGAUGUACUUAUUCUGAUGGCAUUAAAGUCAAUUGCAGGAUUUGUUCAAGAUUACAUCGAAGACAUCUGAGUUACCUGCUAAAGCAUUCCAUUUACCUUAUUUACUUAAUUAUAAAUUACUAAGGCAAUUCAUAAAUCUUUGACCAACUAACUAUAUAAUAAUCUAUUCAUUAAUGACAGUCAACGGUGUUGCAGUUUUUUAUUUGUUUAUUAUUAUUAUUAUUAUUAAUAUUAUUAUUAUUAAUACUAAUAUUAUUAUUAUUAAUAUUAUUAUGUUGAGCAGUUACUGGUUAUUCUGUUUAUUUAGCUUGCUCAUUAUCCAGUAGUGCAUAAAAUAGCAUUUUAUCCAGUACAUAUCAAUAUUUUGUAGCUCACACUACUGCUCAAUAGUUUGGUAUCACUUACAGAUGUCGGCAUUAAGAAUGUGUGUUUUGCGAGAUGCCACAAUUUGGCGUGUGGCAUGCCGUUACUUGCCACAAGCAACAUUUGGGAAUUUAAAUAAAUGUUUUGUGCUUCACUGAACAUCUGCCAGAUGGCUCAUGGAAGAACUUUAUCUAAAAGCCGGACCAAGUACAACGAUGAAUUGAGCCUAAAACAAUAUUGUUUCCAAUGUUGAGGCAAACAUGAAUUUUAUUUUGUUUUACAACAGAUAUUUCAUAAUGAACGUGUGUAUAUGUGCUUCAUAUUAUUUUCAUAAUGAUGGAAUGAGAUGCCCGAAUUUGUGCUUUAAAAGUUUCUUAUAUAGUUUUUGUAAUUUCUUAACACUGACAAAACAAUGAAAGAUAUGGCAAUAAAUGGUAUUGGUGUAAAUGGUAUUAAAAUAUAUUUAAUUUCCUGAUAAUAUGCUAUCUGAUGAGCAAGAGAGUGAGGGAGAGCGACACGCAUAGUUUAUCGCGCGCUCUCGGGUUAAAGUGCACAAAGCACAAACUCUACUCUCUCUUUCUUUCUAUAAAUCCUCGGUAAAGGCAUAAGCCCCGAGAACAUCUUUAGUUUUUUGUUUUAGUUUCCAGAAUCCUGUCCGUUCUCGUGUAGACGGCGGAGCUCUGUUUAUUUUUUGUUUUCAGUUUUCGUUUGGUUUCCUUGUAA
This is a messenger RNA of Clarias gariepinus (North African catfish), 1929 nucleotides long. RefSeq names its product interferon-induced protein 44-like. NCBI's taxonomy places the organism in Eukaryota, Metazoa, Chordata, Actinopteri, Siluriformes, Clariidae. The record is from RefSeq and is a predicted model, not a curated record. The transcript has 8 exons. The coding region runs from base 254 to 913 and encodes 219 amino acids.